This is a messenger RNA of Xyrauchen texanus (razorback sucker), 5983 nucleotides long. It is a transcript of the gene cavin2b, whose product is annotated as caveolae associated protein 2b. Gene Ontology annotation, molecular function: protein kinase C binding. The transcript is spliced from 2 exons. Bases 283 to 1710 code for a protein of 475 amino acids. Lineage: Eukaryota; Metazoa; Chordata; Actinopteri; Cypriniformes; Catostomidae. The record is from RefSeq and is a predicted model, not a curated record. Gene Ontology annotation, cellular component: caveola; cytoplasm.
CCAGAGAGCAAGAGAGGGAGGGAGAAACAGAAAGAGAGAGAGGAAAAACUGAGAGUGUGGCUAUCUUCAAGAGGAGGUGGGAACACUGAACCUGGAAGCUGAAAAGUUUGCAAAAGCCUGUAAACAAGAAUCAAAGCUUGUAAGAGCGUUGAAGCAUUAAAAUCAAGAGGAGAAGAGGAGUCCGGUGCAGCACAACUGACUCACUUAAAGGUGAAAAGAAGGGAAAGAUCAAGACCAUUUUCCUGUUUAGAGUCAUCUCUCAAGAUCAAGAACAGCCUCAGAAUGGGAGAAGAUGCAGUACAGGCAGAGAGGAGCAGCAUGAUAAGUGCACAUGAGAGCCAGGAGCUGGUGGUGCCCACACCUAGUCCCACACAAUCUUCACCCACCCAUAGCUUCUCCCAAAUGGGCAAUGCCACCAUCAUGGCCGCUAGUGAAGAACCUAUUAGUACAGGAGCUGGGGCCAACACAGGCACUCUCACCAGAGAUGGAGCUUCAACUACAGGCCCAGUGAAUGCCAUCACAGUGCUGACCCUUCUAGAUAAGCUGGUGAACAUGCUUGACACAGUGCAAGAGAACCAGCACAAGAUGGAGAUGAGGCAAGUCGAGAUGGAGGGGGCCGUGAGGGGCAUUCAGAACGAUAUGACCAAGCUGUCCAAGAGUCACACCUCCACCUCCAACACGGUCAGCAAGCUACUGGAUAAGAGCCGUAAGGUCAGUGUCCACAUGAAGGAGGUCAAGGACAAGAUGGAUAAGCAGGCCGUCCAGGUGAAGAAAUUGGAGGUCAACCACACUCACCUACUUAGGAGGAACAACUUCAAAGUGCUCAUCUUCCAGGAGGAAAAUGAGAUCCCAUCAAGUGUCUUUGUGAAGGAACCUGCACCGUUACCUGAAGUGGAGGAGGAGACUUUGGCCAUUGAUGCCAACCGUUCUCAAGAGGAGGGCCUUCAGACCAUUGACCUCUCUUCGGAUGAAGAGCAGGGACCAGAGGAGGAUGAAGAUGAGAUUUUGGCCAUUUUGGACCUUGAAGCAGAGUCCAAAGUUCAAAAAUCUCGAGCUGAGAAGUUCAAGCGGUCCAGUCUGAAGAAAGUGGACAGCCUGAAGAAAGCUUUCUCUAGGCAGAAUAUUGAGAAGAAGAUGAACAAUAUCAGCACCAGGAUUGUAUCAACAGAAAACCGUGAAAAAAUCAAGAAAAGUCUGACACCAAACCACCAGAAGAACCCUAGUGCCAAGAGCUCUUCCUUCAAGGUCUCUCCUCUCACCUUCAACAUCAAGAAGGUUCGUAGCGGAGAGAGUGAAGCAGAGGCUGUAGAUUCAUCUCAACCUGAAAGCUCACCAAGUGCUGUCGCCUCCAUCGAACUGGCUCCAAUUGAGAGCCCAGCUGAAGACCUGACCUUCGAGGAGGUUCACUGCCAACUUGCACCAGGACAGGAGGAAGUUAAGGUGGCUGUUGAGGCAAUAGAGAAGGAGUUGCCCAGCAUCCUGAACGGCACAGCUAUGAUUGAGCCUGAGUUGUCGAUCACAGAAGAUGUUAGUGAGGAGUAUGCCCUUUCUGCGACACUGCUCCAGGAUGCCUCCCAGAUAGAUUUACAGGGAGAGAACGAAGAGGAAGGAGAGGAGGAAAAGGGAAAGGAAGACAUGCAGGAUGAAAAGAGCCUUGUAGCAGAAGCUGCAGGCCAAGUAGAAGGUGUUGAUGUAGUGCAAGCAUCCUAAUGUCCUGACCCUCCAUUCCAGCUGUGACACCCUCCUUUGCUGAGAAAACACUCUCUCCCUUAUCAGAGCCAGCCAUCCCCCCAAGUACCCAGACAUCUGCCCAGUCCUGGCAGAGUACAGUCCUUGCAGAGACUUCUGUGUCGUAUCACAAAACAGUCUAUUCAAAGGCAAAAUUCAAGUACUAUGUGACUUUUGCUAAGUAGGCCCCUUAAUCUUGUUAUUAGUUGUUAGUCCUUUAACAAUUUAGUGUUUAUUUUAAAAAGUCCACAUGAAAGCAGUCUUUUGUUUUGAUUAUCUGUCAGAUAUGAAAGUGGGAAAAUAAAAAUAAAAUGCUUAAAGCUAUAAGAGUCAGCAGGUGCUGAGUUCAAUCCAUCUACCCUAAGGGAGUGUUUUAACCAUGGCCUGGAUCUCAGCCCCCAAUUCAUUUUCUUCUGGAACAGCUUGUGCACAAUCAAGAUAAUUUGCAGCCUUUAUGCCCUUUCUUCUGAUUAAACAACAAAAAUACUUCCAAUGGCAAUGUCUCUGUCAGUGUUGUAGUCAAGACCACCUAAACCAAGACCAGAGUGUAUUGAGACUGAGACAAGACCAAGACUUUGAGGAGUUGAGACCGAGUCAAGACCAAGACCAGACCAGUGCGAGUCCCACACUGCAUGAUACAGGAUAAAAUGUGGAACAUGCAAACCAUAGGCACUCCCUAAAUUGAUCUGAAAGAUCCACAUUCCCAUAAAAACACCCACAGAAAACAAAUGAAGAUUCCUCUUCAUUCACCACUUUGUGUGUGUGCGUGUGUGAGUGUGAGAGCGUGUAUUUAUCACAUUGUGGGGACCAAAUGUCCCCAUAAGGAUAGUAAAACCCAACAUUUUUGACCUUGUGGGGACAUUUUGUCGGUCCCCAUGAGGAAAACAGCUUAUAAAUCAGACUAAAUGAUGGUUUUUGAAAAUGUAAAAAUGCAGAAAGUUUUCUCUGAGGGUUAGGUUUAGGAGUAGGGUUAGGGUUAGGGGAUAGAAUAUAUAGUUUGUACAGUAUAAAAACCAUUAUGUCUAUGGUAAGUCCCCAUAAAACAUGGAAACACAACGCGCGUGUGUUUGUGUGUGUGUGUGUGUGUCUGUGUGUGCCAUGAGAAAAGUCUUAAUAAAAUAAUCAAAAGGCAUUGCAGAGGUGAAUUAUAUGUGUGAAUUUUCCUUUGUUUUCUGUGAGCAAACAAAUACAAACAAACAAACACUAAGGAGCUGAAAUCAACUUAACCGUCUUUAUUCAACACUCCUUUUCCAAGUUUUACCAUCCACCUAAAACAAUACAAUUUUUGUUUUAAUUUAUCAAUAUUAUUUAAUAAAAGUGAAUGUUUAUCAAGUAUUUUGUACAUCUUCCUGGGUGCCGACAAGAUUGUGUGACGUCACGCACCUACAUCUCAGCGAAAUCAUAGUUUUCAUAGUCAUAGUACAAUUUCCACACGACUUUCCAAGUUGUAAUUACGACUUCAAAAGUUCCACUGCACUUUUCCCAGAAGGAAGUUGGAAAAUCCGACUUUCUGAGUUGAAUGAAAUGCAGCAAGAGGCAGAUUGCUAAUGUUAGCUAGCUAGCUUUGCUAGCAUCACUUACACUUAGCUUGCCUUUCUUUAUGCUUCCUUUCUAAGUGCUGAUAAAAUGUUUAUGUGAUCCCAGCCGUCUCUGUAAGCAUUGCAAAAUGUACUGCUGUGUGUUUUCUUUUGGAUGCUUUUUUUGCAGAUUAACUCUUUGUGGUUUUAGUCAGUGUUUCCUAACCUUUUUUCUGCCACGGCACACUUUUUACGAUUAAAAAAAUCCCAUGGAAAACCACUAUCCCACAUAAACAUUGUCAAUAAUUUUCCUUUUAAAGAAUUUGUCCAUGAUUUCUGUCUGUCUUAGUAGCAUGAACCCGUGAUGAAAACCAACAAAUUAGUGUCUUUUCCAAUUUGUAGAAUUGUUCUUGCAAAUUAAUUAUCGCAAUGGCACAGCAAAUAAUGUUUUUAUUUAUUUACUGUAUUUUCCGGAAAUAAAGUCGCAUCUAUAAGUCGCACUGGGUCAAAAUCGCGUUUUUGAGAGAAAAAACACAUAAGUCACACUGACAGAGUUUGGAUCCGGCAGGAACUAGUAUCCGUGAGCAGCCGCCCGGCCUCCAUUCACUGGUUCAGAUGUCAAACGCGCUCCUUGAAGAUUACAGUACCUCAGAAUCUACACCUCAAAUCACAGUGUUUUUUGACUUUUUUAAAACAGGAGAAUUUGCUUUUAGUUAUAGUAUGUAAUCGUUUUUCAUAUUCUUUUUAUCUUUCAUGAGAGAAAGGUAAUCCACAUCUGUUCAUAACAUCUGUAAAUCUAUGCUGUGCACAAAUAAACAGCCUUUGUCUUUGAGUAAAAUAAUAUACCUCUUGUUUUCUAUUCAUUCAUUUGGUUCACUUACUGAAUGUUUUUCCUAAAAGUGUGACGAUGAUGCAUCAUUUUGUGGGCUUGUGAGGAGUUGCGUUUGACAGCGGACUAGAGUUUGCUAGAACAGUAAUGUUAUGAUGGACAAAAUAUUUAAACUGGUUGCAUAAAAUACUAUGUAAUGGAAAUUAUACUGAAUUGGCAACUUUAAAACACUUCUACCAUCUCAAUGCCUUCAUUAAAAUAAUGGGAAUCAUUUUUUAUUUUGAGGAAUUUUCCAUGGCACAGCUCACAAUCUUUCAUGGCACACUAGUGGGCACAGUGGUUGGGAAACACUGGUUUAGGUAGCCAAAUUGUAUUACAGAAGAUUUGGCUGACAUCGCUCAGACAGCCACAGUUUCUUCUCCUGUAUCCCGCAUUUACUUUCUUGGAGUGCGUGUGAGGGGGGUGGGGAGGGGUGACAACCUUAACAGUAACAAAAAUCAAGUUAUUGCUUGCAUUUGAAGCAGAAAGUUUUGCAUCUGUAGAGUAUUGAUGAUAACAAAUAAAUCAGACAGUGCACCGGCAAUUUAGUGAUAUCUCGGUCUUGAAAUAAAAUCCUGAGUCCUCUCUGUCUGAGACAAGACCGAGUAAAAAUGUGGUCAAUUCCGUGACGAGGCCGAGAGCUUUAAAAAGUGGUCUCGAGACCGGUCUUGAAUACUACAACACUGGUCUCUGUUUAUCAGAAAUAUAUACAGGGUCCAAGAGAAGCUGGAAAUCCAGCUUGGAAGAGUAUUUACAUUUCCAGAUUUACAUUUUGUAGUGAAGAAUAAACAAUUAGAUUACCCUUGUUUGUCCCGAGCACACAUCAUAAAAUAUCAGUUCUGUGUUUGGCUUGCUUCAAAUCUGAAAUGCAUCUUACAUGGGGAUCCUUGUCUUCCCUGAGUUCCACACAUGUCUUGGACAUUACUAAGAAAACAUUCCUGCUUUUGAUAUAUGGCUCUUUCAGAGACUAUUUCUCAAGCUCCUGUUGGCAUGGUGUUGGCUGAGGAAGGCCUUAAACAUGCACUGUGGGGCCAGUCUAGAUUACUGGCAUAUUUCUGGAAGUGAUGAAGCAAACUUUCAGCCUAGUUGGAUGCAAAUUAUUUCUAGUGUGGAAAGUGAUGAGAUCAGAAAAAGUUAGAAAAAUUCAAAUUAAUUUUGAUUGUUGAAUUGAAUCCAAGUUUUAAAAUAUAAAUGAGGAUGCAGAAUACCCCCUUCCACAUCCAUCAUUUUAGUAUAUACAAACAAUUGAUAUUUGUGCACACUAUGCCGCUCUCUACAAUACACACCCUAUAGUAAAAUGAUGCUGUUAGCUGAUAUAUUUGAAAAUAAAGCAAAGCAUUUCUUUCAGAAUCUGACAGUACUGACCAAACAAAUGUGUCUGACAUUUUUUGGGGGGGACAUUAUAUAACACUAUAGCAAAUAAAUGAUCAUCUCUUUUUGUGUUUGUCAUGUAAAUUGAGCUUUCUGCACAAUGUGAGUAAUUUGAGCAUAUUUUCAGUUCAAUAUUCUAAUGCCGAACAAAAAUAUAAAAGUGUGUAUUUUUGCUUUGGGUGGAUGUCUCUUUCAGAAGUGAAAAAGGAUUAGGUUUUACGACUUUUAAAAUGUUAACUAAUUUUUACUGAUUCUUAUAAUUCCUAAUCUAUAUUUGCAUUUUCUUUAAAAAGGUAAUUUUAUCAAUGACUUCAUAAUAUAUAAGAGAGCUAUAUGUAGUCUUAGUUAUCGUAUUUUAGAAGGCUCAUGCCAAAGAAAAGGCUCAGUUACAGCAGACACCUUAUAAUGUUUCUGUAACACCUGUUUACCAACUUGUUAUUAAACCACGCUCUGUUAAAACUGUACUUAUAGUGCAAAUAAAUAAAGAUUUUGAACCUGG